This is a messenger RNA of Umbelopsis ramanniana AG, 1575 nucleotides long. RefSeq lists its product as uncharacterized. The transcript is spliced from 7 exons. The coding region runs from base 100 to 1140 and encodes 346 amino acids. The record is from RefSeq and is a predicted model, not a curated record. Lineage: Eukaryota; Fungi; Mucoromycota; Umbelopsidomycetes; Umbelopsidales; Umbelopsidaceae. Gene Ontology annotation, cellular component: Golgi apparatus.
GGUAUGCGCCGUUGACAACUAUUCACUUUCAGUAGAGAUUAAUUUUGAACUUGUUGAAGAAGCACUUUCAAUCACUCCAGCCGAAAAUAUAGAACAUACAUGUGGAUUAUAUCUCGAGUUUUUGGAGAGUCCCGAUGGACCCGAGCUAUCUUUGUGACAAUAUGUUUGCAAGCCGUUCUCGCCAUAAUAUUUGAAGCCGUUGUAUAUUCAUACCAUCAAAAAAUGCUCGACAUCCUUAAUCAACAACAUUUGAACCAAGGAGCAGACAGUAUCACAAAUGCAUAUGCCAAUGCCCAGUCACUGUCAGUCUAUUUCAUAUUAUUCAUUAUCGCGCAAAUUUUUACUAUUGCGUUGGUUGUGGAUGCGAUAUACCAAAAGAACACCAUACAACUUAUUGCACUUUGUGUAUUCGAAUUUGGCAUUGGUGCUUAUUCAGUCAUUCAGUACCAUCAAUCAACAACACUAUUUAGUGGCGACGAAACGGUGAUCGUAGUAGCUGUACAAAGUGCAUACGACGCUGGACGCUGGGCAGAAAUUACAGUCAUCGUUCUUAUGGUGCUAGGGGUGAUCACCUUUACAUUCCUUGCAUACAAACUUUAUCUAGAGUUUGGCUGGCAUAUUUACAAAAAAAUUGGGGCUGAUUUGUCAAUGCGAGAUCGCUACAAGAUGUAUCAAAUUUUCAUCAUGAUGUUGAAGUUUGAUUUCUUCUUUUUCUUGGGCUUUUCAGUUCAGUACCUGGCUCUGCUUAUUUUGACAUCUGAGUCAAACCUGACGACAGCAGACGCAAAAUCGAGUAUAGUGAAACAGCUAAUUGAACAUAUUGUUCUCAGCUGUGUUGUUACUAUUGCUAUGCUUCUGUUGGCAUACUGGGGGCUCAUUCGGGAGAAGAAAAACUACAUAUAUGGAUUCAUAUUGGGUUCGUUUGCCAGUAUGGCAUAUUUCAUAUAUAUGUUGGUCGAAAUCUCGCAGCAUCCUCAAAACUAUCAAGGAACAAAAAUAUUUUUAACGUUUUUCUUGUGUGUUGAUAUGGUGUUGAUCAUCGCCACAGUGCCAGUAUCCAUUAUAUGCUUAAGAAACUUUGGCUUGGGUCUGAUGAAUCAUAGUAAGAUUUUAAAAGGAAUUAUAUAUUGCAUUAUGUGAAAUCCAGUUUUGAGAUAUUGAUGUUCCUUCUCAUUAGUUUCACAUAGCAACUCCACUGCAAACUCCACACAUUCCAUGACACCAAUCGGUCAAGAGAAGCAUAGCAAUCGACGAUGGUCAAUAGAAUAGUUAGUUCUCAUACCACAUUAACCCCACAAGCAUCUUACACCCUGUAUCUAUCGUAAAUGAAAUAUUCAAGGCUCUCCGCCUCUCUCUCCAUAGUGUCCAUAUUCGGUAGAGGAUUUUUCUUUUCUCAUAUCCAAACUACCUUACUAGUGCAACCAAAAAUCUUUUAAUUCUCAUACUUUAUUGCUUCAACUGACUGCAUGGAGAUAAAAUGAUAGUCGCUCUGUUAUCGUUAGCAUGUUGACUAUACUACUACUACAGUAGCGUACGGCGCAUUAGUAAAGAUCAAACUUUUUUUGAAGACUGUGC